CGUACAGUAUUUCCUUUCUUUCUUUUUUUAACUUAUUUUUAUUUUUAUUCUCUCUCUCUAUCUAUUUCUGCUCUAUAUCUCCCCAAGUAAGAAGAGUCUCAUUCAUUUGUUCAUCUCUUUUUACGUCCCAUCAUCAAACACAAACACAAACACAAACUCUCUCUCUUCUCUCUCCCUUCUUCCUCCUGAAAACCCUCUCAUUCUCACGAAUAAAGAAACUCAGCACGCAAUCUAUUUCCCGUGAAAAGAUAUUCACUAACUCAUACAAUAACAAUAACUCAGCACCGCCCUCUCUUUUUGACAAGAAACGUAACACCAACUUGUACUACUAUCGUUACUACACUCUUAUCAGCCCAAUAAAAAACCGUGCCGGCCGUAGGAAGUUUUCAAGGUAAGAACCCUUCUGAUUACUCGGUCAAAUAAUUGGCAAAAAUACUACCAAUUAUCACUCUCAUGGACUCGACAUCUGGAGGAGCCACUGCACCCGACCCGAAUAGUGGAGAACCUUGUCCAUCAGCAGCAACAGCAGGAUCGUCUUCAGCAUCGCAGCCACAACAGCAACCGGAGGGAUCAUCACCGCCAGCACCACCAAGUAGAUACGAGUCACAGAAGAGGAGAGACUGGAACACUUUCUUACAGUACUUAAAGAACCACAAGCCACCUUUAACCCUAGCUCGUUGCAGUGGUGCACAUGUGAUUGAGUUCUUGAAAUACUUGGAUCAAUUUGGUAAGACUAAAGUCCACAUAACGGGUUGUCCUUAUUUUGGGCACCCGAACCCGCCAGCACCUUGUUCUUGUCCACUAAAGCAGGCUUGGGGUAGUCUUGAUGCGCUAAUCGGACGGCUUAGAGCUGCUUAUGAAGAAAACGGUGGACUGCCAGAAUCAAACCCUUUUGGGGCUAGAGCUGUUAGGAUUUAUUUGAGGGAAGUUCGAGAAGGUCAAGCUAAAGCCAGAGGGAUUCCUUAUGAGAAGAAGAAGCGAAAAAGGCCUAAUGUUGCUGUUGCCGUAGCGAGUGUGUCGGUGGAGGCAGCUGCUGGUGGCUCUAAUAGUGGCGGUGGAGAAGGAAGUGGUGGUGGUGGUGAUAGUAGUGCCGCCGCUACAAGUGCUGCUGCGGCCGCUGCUACAACUACCGUAUAGCUAGUGUAAUUUUUUUUUCUCUUCUAAUUUCAAUGUCCUAUCUUAAUUGUGAUUAUUAAGAGAUAUUUAUGAUCUCUGACGAUUUUAUAAACGGGUCGACUGUCGAGCCAUUGAGCAAAA
Messenger RNA from Populus nigra (black poplar), 1257 nucleotides. Its product is annotated as protein LIGHT-DEPENDENT SHORT HYPOCOTYLS 5-like. Gene Ontology annotation, biological process: response to light stimulus; mRNA transcription. The record is from RefSeq and is a predicted model, not a curated record. Bases 454 to 1137 code for a protein of 227 amino acids. Gene Ontology annotation, cellular component: nucleus. Lineage: Eukaryota; Viridiplantae; Streptophyta; Magnoliopsida; Malpighiales; Salicaceae. The transcript has a single exon.